Molecule: messenger RNA, 3386 nt
Organism: Lepisosteus oculatus (spotted gar)
Lineage: Eukaryota; Metazoa; Chordata; Actinopteri; Semionotiformes; Lepisosteidae
Gene: dnajb5
Product: DnaJ heat shock protein family (Hsp40) member B5
Cellular component (GO): cytosol
Molecular function (GO): protein-folding chaperone binding
Source: RefSeq, a predicted model, not a curated record
CUGGAAGGUUCCCUUUGACUCUGGCUCUGACUCAACCGCCGAAGGAAUGCCGAAGACAAGCACCAAAUAUGAAACAGGGUAGCUCGGAUUGGAAGAAAAGCUGCGAGGAGGGACGAUCCCUGGCAGGUUAUGGACCAAUCAGAGGAGAGCACAAGCAAGGGUCGUCCCAGAAGCACAGUGUCUAUCCAUCACCGCCAUGGGGAAGGAUUACUACAAGAUACUGGGCAUCCAGUCAGGCUCUAAUGAAGAUGAGAUUAAAAAAGCCUACAGGAAAAUGGCACUCAAGUUCCACCCCGACAAGAACAAGGAGCCUGACGCCGAAGAUAAAUUCAAGGAGAUCGCUGAGGCCUACGAAGUGCUGAGUGAUCCUAAGAAGAGGACCAUUUAUGAUCAGUAUGGCGAAGAAGGUCUGAAGGCCGGAGGAGGGGGGUCAUCAGGGGGUCAGGGAAACGCCUAUCACUACACGUUCCAUGGAGACCCUCAUGCUACCUUUGCCUCCUUCUUUGGGGGCUCCAACCCUUUCGACAUCUUCUUUGGGGCUGGGCGCUCGAGGGGCACCACCAACGGCUUCGACCACGGGGAUCAGGAUCUGGACAUCGACAUGGAGGGAGACGACGACCCCUUCAGUGCCUUCAGCCGCUUCGGCUUCAACGGCAUCAAUGGAUUCCACCACGCCGGGGGCAGGAGGCAUCACUCAGAGUCCCUGCAUAGCCGCCGCAAGGUGCAAGACCCGCCCGUGGUGCACGAGCUGCGCGUCUCCCUGGAAGAGAUCUUCCACGGCUGCACCAAGCGCAUGAAGAUCACCCGGCGCCGCCUCAAUCCCGACGGCAGGACUAUUCGCACUGAGGACAAGAUCCUCAACAUCGUCAUCAAGAGGGGCUGGAAGGAAGGCACCAAGAUCACCUUCCCGAAGGAGGGGGACGAGACGCCCGAUAACAUCCCUGCCGAUAUCGCCUUCCUGCUCAAGGACAAGGCCCACCCGCACUUCAAGAGGGAUGGCUCCAACAUUGUCUACACUGCCAAGAUCAGUCUUAAAGAGGCUCUGUGUGGUUGCACAGUCAACAUUCCUACCAUCGACAAUCGAGUGAUUCCUCUGCCUUGCAGUGACAUCAUCAAGCCAGGCACAGUGAAGAGACUGAGAGGAGAGGGCCUGCCCUUUCCCAAGUCCCCAACACAGCGUGGGGACUUAAUAGUGGAGUUCCAGGUGCGCUUCCCUGACAGAAUACCGCCACAGUCCAGAGAAAUCCUCAAACAGCAUCUGCCCCUGUCCUAGGACCCAGGACGGAAAGGGAAGGGGAAUCAUUGGGCUUUCUUUUCUUUUUAUCAUUUUUUUAUUACUCACAGACACUUAUUUCAGAAGAAAGAAAAAAAAUGUGCCACAAAGAACUGCAAGAGUUAAUUUUGUUAUCUUUUUAUGUAAAGAUGUAUUCAUUUUUGUAAAUUAUAAUAUUUUACGUUUUUUUUUUAAUACAAGUGGGGGGGGGGGACUGUUUGUGAGGUUGAUCAGCACCAUGCAACCUCAGAAAGGUUCAGCAGUGGAAUUUUUCUUCUACCUGCAAUGCUUGUGCUAAUGGGACAUGUUUUUCUAGUUGUUCUCUCUUUUGUAAGGACAAGUUGAGGACUUUUUAGGGGGAUGGAAAAGAAUAUAGUUCUUUAUUGUAAAGAACUUAGAUUUCUUUGAAUUUUACAAAGGGAACUUGGAUUUUAUACUUUACAGAGAGAAGACCAGGGGACUAAGUUAACUUCCUUCGUGGCCUUUGUUUUUCCAGCUAAGCUAAUUCAGCUGUUUUAUGAUGUGAAUGAGCUCUGAAUGUCAAAUAAAAUAAAAUCCUUCUUUAAACCUUUGGGAACCGGGUCAUUUAACAGUAGAAAGGUACUAUUCUUGUGACAAUGAUAGAGAUUAAUAAUUUCAGCUGUUUUUAGGCAUGGCACGUGAAGUUAUCUUGUAUGAAAUAUUUGGUUAUGGGGUCAUUUUACAGUAAAAGGCUACUGUUCCGGAGAUGAACAAUGUCAAAACCAUAUUGGCAGAAUACAAACCUGUCACACACUAGUUAAUACAGACACAAAGGCUGUGUCUUAAAGGUGCUUUUUGCCUGUGACCUUGGUAUGUUAAAGAAUGACUUAAAGUUGUUCUCAACUGCCUUAAACUUUUUUCAGGAUUUUACACUAGGUGCCCAAAUCACAGAGGGAUUCUGAGUGCCUUACUUAGGCUCUAACCAGCAGCCUUACAUACAGCAGUUAGGCUUUGUGUAUGUAAUACACACAAGAUUUUAAAAUACUAAAAUACAGGACACAGAAGUAACAAGUAAUGAUUAGUUAACAUUUGAAAUGUAGUUAAAUGGUGAUAUUUCAAUUCACAAGCGCAAAAUAGUGGCUUUUUACUGUACACUGGCCCUGAAUGUGGACUGUGUACAUGAUGAAUUGAGUAGGGGUGAGAAUAUCUAUAAUAAUGUGCAUUAUGACACAGGGAAUACAUCAGAUAAAACUAACUCCUCUUUUGUUACAAAUGUUUAUAAAAUACUUAAGGUGAAGUGAAAUUGUUCACUUUAAUUAUAAAAAGUUAUUCAUUCAUAUUCAUAUACUUUUCCACAUAAUUAAGACAAAGGUACCCGGCCAUGUUGUUGAAGGGGAUACUCUGGCUUCUUUGGAGAAAUAGCUGGAGGAGAUCUGCUAAACAUUUAACUGCUAACAAGCAAUGAGCUGGAUGGGCUACAUGGCUUUUAUAAAAACAUAUUUGUUAUAUUUAUGUUUUUAUAUUAGUCCAGACAUAGUACUGUAUGUUGUCAGUAUAAUUUCUGCUCUCUUGAAACUAGGAUUUCAGAUUUUACUAUAAACAAUUUUGGAGCUAUUGUUUGGGAAAAUGGUUUGUAAUAAGAUAUUACACAACAUUAGAAAUACUUCAUUUAAGUUAAUGCUGAUUAAGUCUCCUGUAUUUUUCCCAUAAUAUUGUACUAAUGUGCUCAAAAAGAUGCCAUUUGUAUACAGUAAUACUUGAUCAAGAAGUAAUUAUUCUUGUUCUUAUUCAAGAAUAGUAAUUAUAUAUAAAACUAGAUUUAAAAAAAAGUUACUUUAACAUUAUGAAAUUUAAAAUACAUUUACGCCACACAUGCACAAUUCCUGGACAAAAUCAUUUGUCUGUGCAUGUACCCUAAAACGAUUUAUUGCUUAACAAUAUCAGUAGUAUUUUAAUGUCAACAUUUUCCCCCAAAAUCCAUCCCAUUCAAUUUUUGAAUGACAAAGUAUCAUACAUUUAACUAGUUAGUAUCAUAAUACAUACUAUAGCAUUAUAUUACUUAAAUCACUUUCCAUAGUGGACACAGAAAUACCAUCGUUUUCUGUGUUGUACAGGAUACAUUUACAGUACUAUCAGCAUUUAACAUAAAAAA